Molecule: messenger RNA, 1014 nt
Organism: Entamoeba invadens IP1
Lineage: Eukaryota; Evosea; Mastigamoebida; Endamoebidae
Product: 3-ketodihydrosphingosine reductase precursor, putative
Exons: 1
Coding region: 1-1014 (337 amino acids)
Biological process (GO): siderophore biosynthetic process; sphingolipid biosynthetic process
Cellular component (GO): endoplasmic reticulum membrane
Molecular function (GO): 3-dehydrosphinganine reductase activity; 2,3-dihydro-2,3-dihydroxybenzoate dehydrogenase activity
Source: RefSeq, a predicted model, not a curated record
AUGUCACUGUUUUCAUUUCCACUGAUAUUCCUUACACUUCCAAUUGGUGUUAUUAUAGUGUGUGCUCUUGCUUUGAUCAUCACAUACGCUAUUGGGGGUCUGUGUUAUUUAUACUUUAUGUACACCUUCACCAGAAAGGACAGAGACUUCUCCGGUAAACACAUUUUCAUAUACGGAGGAAGUGCUGGUGUCGGGAAGGCCCUUGCCCUCAGACUUGCUAAACAAGGCGUUCACCUCUCAAUUGCUGCCCGGACAGAUAAAGCACUCAAAGAAGUCCAAGAAGAGUGCCAAAAGCAGAAUCCGGUUACGACUUGUGACUAUUACAUCUGUGACAUGACAAAGACGGAAAAUGUCUCCGACGCCCUGAAAACCUCAAUCUCCAAAUUUGGAUUUCCAAGAUUGUUAAUAAACACUGCUGGGAUCGCACACCCCGGAUUUUUGGAAGACGUCUCAUAUGAGACGUAUCAGAAAGACAUGGACUUAAAUUACUUCGGCAACCUCAGAAUGAUGAAAGAAUCACAGAAAUUAUAUAAUGAGAGUAAAACCAAUUCUGAUGUAGAUAUAGUCUGUGUUGGGUCGUGUCUUGGACUGAUUGGGUCCAUUGGAUAUACUGCUUAUUGUCCAUCGAAGUAUGCAGUGAAAGGUUUGGUCGACUCUCUUCGCUUUGAGUUUUUAGGAACAAAAAUGCACUUGCAUUAUUACGGUCCUUCAAAUAUGGACACCCCAGGCUUCGCUAUUGAGAACAAAAAUAAGCCAAAGUUGGUGCAACAGAUGGAAGACAAUGUGAAGACAAUAACAGCAGACGAGGCUGCACACAAUUUGUUGUGCAAUUUGGACAAAUAUGUGAUAACCAGCGAACCGGAUUUGGAACUUAUGAAAAACAGCGCUACGUUCAUGUCUUCCGCUCAUGUGAGUGAUAUUUUGUCUGCACCACUCGCUAUCAUGGCAAUCACCUUUUAUCGAUGGUCCAUCGAAAAUAACAUUCUCAAAAACAAAAAGAAUAAGUCAGAGUAA